Messenger RNA from Arachis duranensis, 1517 nucleotides. RefSeq names its product F-box/kelch-repeat protein At1g80440. Gene Ontology annotation, molecular function: protein binding. Bases 343 to 1419 code for a protein of 358 amino acids. The transcript has a single exon. Lineage: Eukaryota; Viridiplantae; Streptophyta; Magnoliopsida; Fabales; Fabaceae. The record is from RefSeq and is a predicted model, not a curated record. Gene Ontology annotation, biological process: negative regulation of cytokinin-activated signaling pathway; regulation of phenylpropanoid metabolic process.
GAAACCAACGGCAAUGAAUUAGUUGCAGAAACCGACAUAUGGCAUAACUACUAGCUAGUAGUACUCUGCUUUGCCGGUAGCCAAAAAGCUUCUAGAAGACCCACCUUUUUCUAUUUUUGUUGCUAUUCAUUGAAACUUAUCGCCAAGCAAGCAGCAUGUGCGUCCCUCUCUCUUUAUAAAAAUCACAAUCAUGACCACAUCACCACACACCAUUACCCAUUAUCCUCAAAAUAUAUAUAUACAUAUUCAUUUCUAAAUUCUACUCCUCAAUCCACUCUCUUUUCUUCUCUCUCUAUAUUCCGAUCCCCACACACACAUACACUUGUUUUCUAUUCUGCUACCAUGGAGCUUAUUUCAGCUCUACCUGAGGACGUAGCCCGAGAUUGCUUGAUUCGGAUCUCUUAUCAAAACUUUCCAGCAGUUUCCUCUGUCUCCAAAGCCUGGAAUACCGAGAUCCAGUCGCCGGAGUUUCGCCGUAGAAGGACCGCCGCUAAUCAAACUCAGAAAAUACUUGUCGCCGUUCAAUCCAGAGUUGACUCCGACGACAAACGUCGAACCGGCUUGCUGGUCAAGGCAGCAACGAACCCGGUUUACCAACUCAGCGUGUUGGAACCCAAAACUGGUAAUUGGAGCGAGUUACCACCCGCACCGGAAUUCCCAAACGGGUUACCCAUGUUCUGUCGUAUAGCCGGUGUAGGGUACGACCUUGUUGUUAUUGGCGGGUGGGACCCAGAGUCUUGGAAAGCUUCCAAUUCAGUUUUUAUCUAUAACUUUCUAUCUGCCACGUGGCGACGUGGGGCCGACAUGCCCGGUGGGCCCCGAACGUUCUUUGCGUGUGCAUCGGAUAACGAUCGUACGGUCUACGUUGCUGGCGGCCACGACGACGAGAAGAAUGCACUGAAAUCCGUGUUGGCGUAUGACGUGGCACGCGAUGCAUGGGCCGCGCUGCCUGAUAUGUCUAGAGAGCGUGACGAGUGCAAAGCCAUCGUUCGGGGAGGACGCCUCUGCAUAAUUGGCGGCUACUGCACUGAAAUGCAGGGCCGCUUUGAGAAGAGCUCAGAGGAGUUUGAUGCUGCCACGUGUCAGUGGAGCCCAGUUGAAGAAGAGUUCUUGGAUGCCGGCACCUGUCCUAGGACUUGCGUCGAUGGCGGUGAUGAUGAGUUGUUCAUUUGCCGAGAUGGUGAGCUGGUGGUCUUAAAGCGUGACACGUGGCAGACGGUGGUAAAGGUGCCGGAGGAAAUACGUAAUGUUUCGUAUAUGGAAGCGCGGGAAGGAGCAUUGUUGUUAAUUGGAUCAAGUGGUUUCGGACAACCACAUAUGGGUUUUUUGUUGGACUUGAAGAGUAGUAAUUGGGCCAAAUUAUCGAGCCCAGAAAACUACACUGGCCAUGUCCAAUUUGGUUGCCUUUUGGAAAUUUAGGGUACUGUAUUAUAAUGUACUUUGUCUAUGUAAAUAUGAAGCAACAUUUUUGUUUCCUAUGGUUGCUUAGCUUAAGGCAAUGGACAUUUUCCGGUUAA